AUGCACCCUGAUGAGAAGGAAGCUGUCAUCGACGACCUCAUGGCCUUCCAGGAGAGCAAGGAAUACUAUGCCAAGGUCGGCAAGGCGUGGAAGCGCGGGUAUCUCCUUUACGGACCGCCCGGCACCGGCAAGUCUACCAUGAUCGCCGCCAUGGCCAACUUCCUCGACUAUGACGUCUACGACCUCGAGCUCACAGCGGUCAAGAACAACACCGAGUUGCGGAAGCUCUUCAUCGAGACAACGGGCAAGUCCAUCAUCGUCAUAGAGGACAUCGACUGCUCUGUCGACUUCACAGGAAAACGCCGCCAGGACAAGAAGGCCUCAAGCGACAAGGACUCCGACAACGAUGACAAGCCCAAGCUACCGAUAGAGCCAGAGAAGGACGAUGCCACCAAGGUGACGCUCUCGGGCCUGCUUAACUUCAUCGACGGGCUGUGGUCUGCUUGCGGAGGUGAGUGA
Triticum turgidum subsp. durum (durum wheat) is the source of this 459-nucleotide messenger RNA. Lineage: Eukaryota; Viridiplantae; Streptophyta; Magnoliopsida; Poales; Poaceae. The record is from the annotation of a GenBank genome assembly.